GUCUUGAAAGGCCCUAAUUUCACAGUCCUAUAUAGACAAACAGACACAUAUUCUCUCUCACUACAUAACCGAGGCACCAUAACAUAACAUAUACUGCUACUACUUCUUCUACCUAGCCUACCAUUAACCCCUCUCUCUCUCACUAAAUAUAACGCUAAAUCAUCGCUCUCCGCUCUUCCUUUUUCACCAUCUUCUCCAUAUAUAUGCGGUAGUGCAGUAGCAGAAGAAUAGGGUUUUGUGUUUGUUCAUCAAUGGCGUUGAUGCUUGACAAUUGCGAAGGAAUAUUACUAUCUCUAGACUCCCACAAAUCAGUCCCUGCUCCGUUUUUGACCAAAACGUAUCAGCUAGUUGAUGACCCCGCCACCGACCAUAUAGUCUCGUGGGGAGAAGACGACACCACCUUCGUGGUGUGGCGGCCGCCGGAGUUCGCACGUGACCUCCUCCCAAACUAUUUCAAGCACAACAACUUCUCCUCCUUCGUCCGCCAGCUCAACACUUACGGUUUUAGGAAGAUAGUGCCUGAUAGAUGGGAGUUCGCGAACGAGUUCUUCAAGAGAGGGGAGAAGCACUUGCUGUGUGAGAUCCACCGGAGAAAGACGGCUCAGCCGCCGCCGCCUCCAGCGGCGGUCGGCCACCAGAACCACUUCAACUAUCCCAUCACGAGCUCGCCGGCUUUUUUCCCGUACCCUAGCCGGCUCAGCAUUUCGCCGCCGGACUCCGAUGAGCUGCUGACAACGCCAAAUACCAAAAAUAGCAGUUGGUGUGACUCGCCCAUUUCUGUCACUUUCUCCCCCGGCAUUUCCGCCGCCGCCGCCGGAGGCGGCAGCGGCGGCUCCGUCACGGCGCUUUCCGAGGAUAACGAGCGGCUGAGGAGAAGCAAUAAUAUGUUAAUGUCGGAGUUGGCUCAUAUGAGGAAGCUUUACAAUGACAUAAUUUACUUUGUUCAGAAUCAUGUGAAGCCGGUAACUCCGAGCAACACUUACCCUUCUUCUUUUCUCCAACCACCGUCUCCCGCCGCGGCGGCGGCGGCGGCGAAUCCAAUCAUUUCUUCUUCUUCUCCGAUGGCCCAAAAGCCUCUGAGCCAACUCAUCACCUAUCAUCAUAAUCAUCAUCAACCCAUAAACCCUAAACGCCAAGGUGGCAAUCUCAUCAAUCUCACCGCCCAAACACCACAAAUCGUUGAAUUGGCGGCCGGAGAGAGUGAUCUGGGAAGAACAAAGCUGUUCGGGGUUCCUCUCCAGUCAAAGAAAAGACUCCACCCAGAGAACCAAUACCCAUCUUCCAUGGAGAUCAUGAAUUACAAAGCUCGAGUACUGGCGUUGGAAAAAGAUGACUUGGGCUUGAAUCUUAAGCCCCCAUCUUCAUGUUCGUAGGUCUUCCACUAAUCCCAUUCAAGAAAGAUCAAGUUUUUUUUUUUCUUAGUUUUAUUAAAGUUUCUCCCUUUUCUUCCAUGUUUCCCUGAUCGAGGAGUCCAAGGAAGAGUCUCUGAUGAUGAGAUGAGACGAGAUGUUUGAUUUCUUUGUGUUUGUGUGUGUAAAUAUAUUACUUUAGUAGUUGCAGUUUAUCAUCUUCUUCCCUCUUCCUAGCUAGCUGCUCCACCCAGAAAGUGCAGGCGGGUUUUUGUUCAUUAGAGCCAAAAGAACCCCAAAAAUGAAGCUUUAAAAAUCCUCAAUUUAAUCAAAGUUCAAAUCUUUUUAAACUUC
This is a messenger RNA of Ipomoea triloba (trilobed morning glory), 1703 nucleotides long. RefSeq names its product heat stress transcription factor B-4-like. Lineage: Eukaryota; Viridiplantae; Streptophyta; Magnoliopsida; Solanales; Convolvulaceae. Bases 252 to 1373 code for a protein of 373 amino acids. Gene Ontology annotation, molecular function: DNA-binding transcription factor activity; RNA polymerase II cis-regulatory region sequence-specific DNA binding. The record is from RefSeq and is a predicted model, not a curated record. The transcript is spliced from 2 exons. Gene Ontology annotation, biological process: regulation of transcription by RNA polymerase II. Gene Ontology annotation, cellular component: nucleus.